Molecule: messenger RNA, 3750 nt
Organism: Lampris incognitus (smalleye Pacific opah)
Lineage: Eukaryota; Metazoa; Chordata; Actinopteri; Lampriformes; Lampridae
Gene: osbpl8
Product: oxysterol binding protein-like 8
Exons: 20
Cellular component (GO): cytosol; membrane; intracellular membrane-bounded organelle
Molecular function (GO): cholesterol binding
Source: RefSeq, a predicted model, not a curated record
UGUGUUGCAGGUUUUGACCGGGGCAAAGAGGACCUGCUGCCACUGCCACUGAAGGAGGACUCCGCACAAUCCAUCUCCAAAAGCAAGUCUGAAACUAAGCUGUACAAUGGCUCCGACAAGGACGUGCCCACGUCCGGAGGGAAGCUCACCAAGAAGGAGUCGCUUAAGGUGCAGAAAAAGAACUACAGGGAGGAGAAGAAGAGAGCCACCAAGGAGCUCCUCAGCACCAUCACAGAUCCCUCCGUCAUAGUCAUGGCCGACUGGCUGAAGAUCCGUGGCACCCUGAAGAGCUGGACCAAGCUGUGGUGCGUCCUGAAGCCGGGCGUCCUGCUCAUCUAUAAAACUCAUAAGAACGGCCAGUGGGUCGGCACCGUGCUGCUCAACGCCUGUGAACUCAUCGAGCGGCCGUCCAAGAAAGACGGGUUCUGCUUCAAACUCUUCCACCCGCUGGAGCAAUCCAUCUGGGCUGUCAAGGGUCCGAAAGGAGAGGCUGUAGGUUCCAUCACUCAGCCGUUACCCAGCAGUCACCUCAUCUUCCGCGCAGCAUCAGAGUCUGAUGGCCGGUGCUGGAUGGAUGCUCUGGAGUUGGCUCUCAAGUGUUCCAGUCUGCUGAAGAGGACGAUGAUCAGGGAAGGGAAGGAGGACAUGAGUGCCACCACGGCCGGAGAACAUUCCAUCAACUUCUACAGCCUCCUCCGAGCCCACAACAUGCAGGGCUUCCAGUUCAACGACGGUGACCAGUUCAAGGACCCGGACCUGUACUCUGACAAGUCGGACCGGGAGGGCGAGCAGGACCACGAGGAGUCGGACCCGGAGGGUCUGGAGAAGAGCGAAGAGAGCGACUCGGACACGUCGGAGCGUCAGGACGACUCGUAUGUGGACCUGGACCCCAACGAGACCCUGACAGAGACUCCAUACAUGGAACAGUCCCAUGAGGAACUGGGAGAGGCAGGCGAGGCGUCGCAGACAGAGACGGUGUCGGAGGAGAAUAAAUCUCUGAUCUGGACUCUGCUGAAGCAGGUGCGGCCCGGCAUGGAUCUGUCCAAGGUGGUUCUGCCCACCUUCAUCCUGGAACCUCGCUCCUUCCUGGAUAAGCUCUCGGACUACUACUACCACGCCGACUUCCUGUCCGAGGCUGCAGUGGAGGAGAACGCCUACAACCGCAUGAAGAAGGUGGUGAAGUGGUACAUCUCUGGGUUUUACAAGAAGCCAAAGGGGCUGAAGAAGCCCUACAACCCCAUCAUCGGAGAGAUGUACCGCUGCAUGUGGCUUCACCACAAAACCACCAGCAAGACCUUCUACAUCGCUGAACAGGUAUCCCAUCACCCCCCGGUGUCGGCGUUCUACGUCAGCAACAGGAAGGACGGGUUCUGUCUCAGUGGCAGCAUCCUAGCAAAGUCCAAGUUCUACGGAAACUCUCUGUCGGCCAUAUUGGAUGGAGAGGCUCGCCUGACUUUUCUCAACCGAGGCGAGGACUACGUCAUGAACAUGCCCUACGCCCACUGUAAAGGGAUCCUGUAUGGGACCAUGACCCUGGAGCUGGGCGGGCAGAUCUCCAUCACCUGUGAGAAGACAGGGUACAGCGCCCAGCUGGAGUUCAAACUAAAGCCUUUCCUCGGUAGCAGUGAUAGCGUCAAUCAGGUGUCGGGGAAAAUCAAACUGGGAAAGGAGGUUCUGGCCACGUUGGAGGGACACUGGGACAGUGAGAUCUUCAUCAAUGACAAGAAGACGGGCGUCGUGGACACAUUCUGGAAUCCGACGCCGGAGCUGAGACAGAGCCGGCUGACCCGCUGCACCGUCCCGCCGGAGGAGCAAGGAGAGUUCGAAUCCGAAAGGCUGUGGCAGCACGUGACGCGGGCCAUCAACAGCAAAGACCAAACCGAGGCCACCAACGAGAAGUUCCUCCUGGAGGAGGUGCAGCGCAAAUCGGCCCGUGAGCGCAAGGCCAAGUGUGAGGAGUGGAUCCCGGCGCUGUUCGAGCAGGACUCGGUCACCGGCGAGUGGCAUUACAGAUAUGCCGAUACUCGGCCGUGGGAUCCACUUAACGACCUGAUCCAGUUUGAGAAAGACGGCUGGAUCCAGACCAAGGUCCGACACCGCACCCCUAUGGUGACAGGUCCUAAGAGGAAACAUAAGCAGGGAGAGAUAACCAAGAGUCCAGAGAGCGGCUGCUCCUCGCCAGAACCCGACCGACACGACUCCUCCGGGAGUGAACGGCAUAAAGGUAAACAUGGCGGCCGUCUGAAGAAGAGAGGAGCAGACCUCAGCGAACUACAAAGUGCCAUUGAUUCCAUAAAAAAGACGCAGGAGGACAUCAACAGGAGUAUCAGCGUGCUGCGGAGUCGUGCAGGAAGCCAGGCGGCAUCAGACGGUGGCUUCUUCCUCCAGCAACGCGACUACAUCAUCAUCAUCAUCCUCGUCUUCCUUCAGGUCCUCAUCAACCUCCUCUUCAAGUAGCAGCCAUGACCGAACCUCCACCCUCGGCCCGUCUCCAUUCCAAGCAGACACACUGGGAAUAUAAGGUGUUGUGAUGGAGAUCUCAAAAUUUGAACUUUGACCCCCUCAUAAUAUGACCACAUCUGUCUCCUCCCAUUCUGUCUCUAUUAACUCCAACAGCGCCCUCAAGAGGGCAACAGUGUAACGUGUACUUGAACAUGGGCGCUCCCCGGACACAAAGGGGACAUUUUUUAACCUCUUAUUUAUUAGACGUUUUUUUUACCUGUUUCUGCUGAUAAAGUCACAACCUGGUGAGUUUCCUCACAGAGGCGCGGCGCGGUUCUGCCAUACUGGAUGUCGUCCUCCUGCCCUGACGAAACCCAGUCCCGAGGUUUGCAGCUACGUGUUCUUGCUUUUGAGUUUUAUUUUUGCUUUAUGUCUUUUAUUGUUGUUGGUUUUCCAAAGGACUGAAAUUGAGUGUCUCAAUUCACAUUUCACCUCAUUCCCAAACUCCUGGGAACAUUUUAACACAGUGACUUCUCCUGACUCCACCUUUAAUAGCAACGUCUUUUUUUAACGUUUGUUUGUCGUGUGUGAGUAGAGCUCUGCUUGACAAGAAAGACUGCAUAUGAGAGAGGAAAGAAUGAAGAGUUCCAAUAAUAUAGGAUUUUCUUUAUUUUGAAUUAUUCUCAAACAUUUUAAUGUUUGUCUUGACUUUUCUGAGUGGUGGAUGACGGAGGUGGCAGUUGGUUUUAAGAAAUCCAGAUUGUAACAGAUUAACACAACACAUCUCUUACGUGGUUUGCAGAAGAGGUCAGUGUAAAAAUGUAAAUGUAGUCUCGGUGUACACGCAGCCUUUACAGCUACGGGAGCCCGCUGUGGACAACAGCCCGCCUCUGACGUCCCCAGGCUCGAACGCACUGGAAGCGGCCGGCGUGCACGGCGAGCCGUCCAGACCACCGCCAGAACCUCCGUCUGACGCUGCUGAGCCCAGUCCUGUUAUUUUGAGUGUCGGCAGAUGAGAAAGUAAAAAAAAAAACAGCAGAUUUUCCUGGAAUUUAUGAAAGGGUGGUGACCUUUGACCUCUCCCAGAGCAAACUAAGGUGGACUGAACGUGUUUUCAGUGAUGGUGUUUCUGUUGAGGAGAAACCAAAGAUGUUUUGAUCCAAACUUAAACACUCACUACCAGGUCCGCGGCGGUGUAGCGGUCUAAGCGUCGGCUUUGUGUCGAUGCAGUGUCCCACUGGGGACCGGGGUUCACGUCCCGGUCUCGUCACAUCCGACUAUGGCCGGACUCGAUGAAGCAGCAAUAAC